Messenger RNA from Halteromyces radiatus, 884 nucleotides. RefSeq lists its product as uncharacterized. Lineage: Eukaryota; Fungi; Mucoromycota; Mucoromycetes; Mucorales; Cunninghamellaceae. The transcript has 5 exons. Gene Ontology annotation, molecular function: RNA binding. The record is from RefSeq and is a predicted model, not a curated record. The coding region runs from base 120 to 626 and encodes 168 amino acids.
UUUUUUUUUCUUCUUUUUUUUUUUUAACUUUUAUACAUAACAAAUAUUUUUUUUUUUGUUAUUUUUUUAUAUAAUGUCAUAUAUAAAUAAUUCUAACCCUGGUCAAUACCAAGUUCCUCAUGCUCAAACAGAAUAUGGUAAUGCACCCAAUACGCAUCCUACUGGAGUAUACUAUGAUCAACCAACUUCUGAUAAUAACUAUUAUCCAAACACGUAUCAAGCCGAAGAGACUAGUAAUGCAGCAAUCAAUGACAGACGCGCGUUCAAUAUAUGUUGGACAAGUGGAUUAUGGCACAUCUCCAGUAGAAUUACAAGCCUUUUUUCAAUCUUGUGGACCUAUUAAUCGAGUCACAAUUCUUUGUGAUAAAUUUACAGGACAACCCAAAGGAUAUGGUUUUAUUGAAUUUGCGGAUGAAUCAUCUAUUCCUCAAGCAUUGGCUUUAGAUCAAGCUGAAUUCCGUGGACGUCAAUUAAAGGUUACUCCAAAACGUACUAAUGUUCCUGGACUUACUCAUCAUGGUGGAAGAGGAGGACGAGGUCGUGGUCGUGGUAGAGGUCGUGGUGGAUAUUACGGUGCUCCUCGCGGUGUCUCAGGUCCUUAUCAAGGUGGCUAUUAUCAAGGAUAAAUAUGGUUUUUAUUUCUUUUUUUUUUUUCUCUUUUUUUGUUAGUUUGAUGUUGUAUUUUUUUUUUCUCUUUCUCUAUGUACCAUCGGAUUAAAAUAAAAUAUAAAAAUAUAUAUGUGUUUACGUGUACACUUUAUUUUUUAUUUGGUGAAUCGCGUUUACUUUAUUUUUUAUGUUAUGAAAUGAAUGAUAUGAUAUAUUCAUGAACAGUUUGUUUGUUGAUGAUCGAUUGUUGAUGAUUGAUUGGCUGUUGAUAGUUG